Molecule: messenger RNA, 822 nt
Organism: Geodia barretti
Lineage: Eukaryota; Metazoa; Porifera; Demospongiae; Tetractinellida; Geodiidae
Source: the annotation of a GenBank genome assembly
AUGACCGAUAUGACUCUCCAAGGAAAGGUCCGAGUUGCGCUGGUCGGCGAUGCCGCGUGCGGCAAGACGGCAUUGGCCGUCAAGUUCACCCAGAACCUCUUCAUUGACUACUACUGUCCCACUGAGUCCGUAGAAGACUUCUCCAGCGAAAUAGAAACACGCAAGGGCGUCUGUCAUCUCACCGUCCUCGACACCUCGUCGAGCAAUGAAGCAGUCCGCGGCCUCUCGUACGUUUGCUCCAACACCGUCGUUCUUUGCUUCGAUCUGACGCGUAAAGAAACGUUGAAGAGCGUAGAGAGCAAGUGGCUGCCCGAGCUGAACAGAAACUGCCCCGGAGUUCCGUUCAUCAUCGCCGGGUGCAAGAGAGACGAGAUGUGCGACGGGCCUCAAGGUUGCGUAUGCGAGGAAGGAACCUGCUGCGAUCUCGGCGAGGAAGAACUAACUGAACUUCUCUCGCGAACGGGAGCCAGCGCCUACUUCGAUUGCUCAGCAGUGACCGAUGAAAACGUGGAAGCUAUCUUCGGCGUGGCGGCCGAGUGCGUCCACCCCAAGCGAAAAAACUAUGCCAAGCGACUCGUGGCCUCUAUAAAGAAGAAGCUGUCUCGUCUGUGAACAAAGAAAGAAUUCCUCUCCACAAUUCGACACAAAGAUCUAGGGUUUCAUUUUCAUACCCUAGCUGCUUGAUCAUGAUGAAAUCCAUGGACAGAUAUAUAGCAACCAUUCUCCGACGACCGAUUGAACUCAUUUGCACACUUUUCUGAAUAUUCAGAUGUUAUUAUUUUUGCCACUUUAAAUAUACAUAUAAUAUUAUUAUCAUUUGCA